AUGGCGCACUUCUUCAAGAAACACACACACACCGCCUCAUCUCCGGAUACGGAGGAAUUGGAGAUGCUGCGGCAAAAGGUUGGCACUCUGGAGGAGGUUGUUAGGCGGGCAGAGGAGGACUUGCGGGAAGAGCGAAAAACGCUUUCCAUGCUGCAACUUAAGACGACCCAGUGGAAGGAAAAGGUUAAAGAGCUCUACAGUAAGGAUCAGGUACGUAUCGCACAACUGGAAGAUGAAUUGAAAGUCAUCAAGGCACUGCACGACACUGCGCCGGUUCCCAUCACCGCGGAGAUGCAGUCGUUGCUGGACAAGGCGCUUUCUACGCUGCGCGACGAGCACGAGCGUGGGUUGGGAGCAAAGCAGCAGGAGCUGAACAAGGCACUUGCCACUGUGUCGGACCGCGAGUUGGAACUCGCAAAGAGCCAUCGUGAGAUGAAGGCUCUCCAAGAUCAGUACAUUGUGAGCCAACAACACUUCACGCACGAACUGGAGUUGCUUAACAGGCACCAUGAAAAAGAAAUACAGCAACUCAAUGCACAAGUGGAGGCGUCGGACAAGACCCAAGAACUCAGAAGCCACAUAAGGAAGCAGGAGAAGGAAAUCCAGGACUUGGAGCAACACUCCGCCCAACAGGCAGUUCUCACUGGAGAGUUGCAGACAGAAAUUGUGGAACUCACGGAAACAAAUACCAAGCUACAGAGAGAACUUGAGGAGGCCAUUGCCAACAUGUCCACCGUCCUUGAGAAGCAGCGAUUAUGGAAAGAGGGAGUUAAAAACAUAAAGCUGCAGGAUAUGAAGAUUAUUCACGAUCUGCAAGAGGAACUUGAAAAACAAAAGCAAGCAAUAUCCACGGAAAAAGUGAAGGAGGAGAAGCUUCAGUCCGUCGAAAAAAAUAAGGACAUAUCACAAGAUCUUCAUAACUCACAAAAGCAGACGCCUGAGGGAAUAAACCUCAUUCACACAGUGACCGACCCUCUUCCAGAAAAUCUAUCUAACCUCUCGCACUGCAAAGAACACACAAACAAAUACCAAACAUCCCUCAUCGAAACCCCACCGGCACCUCCGCACACGCUCUCUACUAAUUCUAUUGCAUCGUCUCCAAUGCAAACAAAAAACGGUGAAGCAAAUAUUAAUAAAGCGGCGUUAGCAGUGAACCUGCGUGCCCAGCUGGAAGAGGCCGUGCGGCAGCGCGAGGAGGUGCAGCAAGAGCUGGUGCGAACGGGUGAGGAGCUGAGCAGCCUCCGUGAACAGGGCGGUCGGAUACUGCAAACCUGCGUGCCCAGCUGGAAGAGGCCGUGCGGCAGCGCGAGGAGGUGCAGCAGGAGCUGGUGCGAACGGGUGAGGAGCUGA
Messenger RNA from Trypanosoma rangeli, 1350 nucleotides. Its product is annotated as putative MYH7B protein. NCBI's taxonomy places the organism in Eukaryota, Euglenozoa, Kinetoplastea, Trypanosomatida, Trypanosomatidae. Bases 1 to 1350 code for a protein of 449 amino acids. The record is from RefSeq and is a predicted model, not a curated record. The transcript has a single exon.